Molecule: messenger RNA, 1518 nt
Organism: Triticum turgidum subsp. durum (durum wheat)
Lineage: Eukaryota; Viridiplantae; Streptophyta; Magnoliopsida; Poales; Poaceae
Source: the annotation of a GenBank genome assembly
AUGGAGGAGGGAAUUCGCAUAAUCAUAACGGCCCCAAGAACGAAGACUGGACAUUAUGCCAAUGAAUGUCCUGAAGCCCAGAAUGGAAAUGGCAAUGGAAGCUCUGGGAAGAAGCCGAACCCUUUCAAUAGGGGACAGGUGAACCACGUUAACGUGGAGGAGGUUGAAGCCCAGCUAGAUGCAGUAAUAGUGCACGCAUUGAAGACGUGGAGACAUUUUCUCAUCGGAAACCAUUGUGAGGUGUACACGGAUCACAAGAGUUUGAAGUACAUCUUCACGCAGAAGGAGUUGAAUCUCAGGCAAAGGAGAUGGUUGGAGCUCAUCAAGGAUUAUGAUAUGAGGUUGCAUUAUCAUCCCGGAGAGGCUAACAUAGUAGCUGACGCAUUGAGUCGCAAGAGCCAUGUCAACACACUAAUGACCGGAGAGUUACCAAAGGAGUUAGCCGAGGAUCUUCAUGAGCUAUGUUUGGAGAUAGUUACGAGAGGCUAUGUAGCAGCAUUGGAGAUUCAAUCUACUUUGAUGGAUAAGAUCAGAGAAGCUCAGAAGACUGACAAGGAGAUUGCCACUAUAAAGGAGAAGGCCCUGCAGAAGCUGCAAGAGAAAUGGAAGUCCACGGCGGCGCCGUACCCGGCCAUGUACUCGAGCUUCUUGGGCGGGAUCAUCCUGGACCCGGCCAUGAUGGCCCUCCCCAUCGACGACCACAUGGUCCACCGCGGCCACGGCGUCUUCGACACGGCCAUGCUCCUCGACGGCCACCUUUACGAGCUCGACACGCACCUCGACCGCUUCCUGCGCUCCGCGGCGCAGGCCAAGGUGGGUACCCCGUUCCCGCGCGACACGCUGCGCAGCAUCCUCGUGCAGAUGACGGCGGCGUCCGGCUGCCGGAAGGGCUCCAUCCGGUAUUGGCUCAGCUCCGGCCCCGGCGACUUCCUGCUCUCCUCCAGCGGCUGCCCCGGCCCGGCCUUCUACGCCGUCGUCAUCCCGUCCGACUACGCGCAGUGCCGCCACGGCGUGCGCGCCGUGACCACGUCGGUGCCCAUGAAGCCGCCGCUGUUCGCCACCAUGAAGAACGUCAACUACCUGCCCAACGUGCUGUCCAUCAUGGACGCGGAGGAGCGCGGCGCGUUCGCGUCCGUGUGGGUGGACGAGCAGGGGUACGUCGCCGAGGGCCCCAUGGUGAACGUCGCCUUCGUCACCCAGGGCGGCGAGCUCGUGCUCCCGGUGUUCGACAAGAUCCUCAGCGGGUGCACCGCCAAGCGGAUGCUGGCGCUGGCGCCGAAGCUCGUCGAGGCCGGCCUGCUCAAGGGCGUCAGCACCCAGCACAUCACCGCCGCCGACGCCAAGCGCUCCGUGGAGAUGGCCUUCGUCGGCAGCGGCCUGCCCGUGCUGCCCAUCGUCGAGUGGGACGGCCAGCCCAUCGGCGACGGGAAGGUGGGGAAGCUUAUGCUGGCGUUGUCCGAUCUGCUCUGGGAGGACAUGAAGUCCGGGCCGGACAGGGUCGCCGUUCCAUACAAGUGA